Molecule: messenger RNA, 4642 nt
Organism: Dicentrarchus labrax (European seabass)
Lineage: Eukaryota; Metazoa; Chordata; Actinopteri; Moronidae
Gene: fscn2a
Product: fascin actin-bundling protein 2a, retinal
Exons: 4
Coding region: 265-1848 (527 amino acids)
Biological process (GO): actin filament bundle assembly; establishment or maintenance of cell polarity; cell migration
Cellular component (GO): cytoplasm; actin cytoskeleton
Molecular function (GO): actin filament binding; protein-macromolecule adaptor activity
Source: RefSeq, a predicted model, not a curated record
AUCCUAACUCAUUAACAAACAGAGAGCAAGUGCCUGUGCAAACCCUCUGGGGAAAGAGAGAAAGUGACAGGAGAAGGAAGGAACACUACACAAUCUAUCAAGGGAGAUCAGUGGAGCUAAUUUACAGCUUGAGAGGCAGAAGAGAGGAGAAAUCAAGCAUUUUAUUUUUGCUUUUCAGUCUCAUGCCUGCUUUCCCUCAUUACCCUUUCCCUUGUUUGUUCUAAACCUCUUUACUUGCAAUCUCUACGUGUGGCCUGUUCAAGCAUGCCCCCGAACGGAGGUAACAGGGCCCUGAAGCUGCAGUUUGGCCUCAUCAACUAUGAAAACCGUUAUCUGACGGCUGAAGCAUUCGGCUUCAAGGUGAACGCCUCGGGCAUCAGCAUGAAGAAGAAACAGAUCUGGACCUUAGAGCAGGACGAGCAAGAUGGCCAAGUAGUGUUCCUCCGCAGCCACCUUGGACGCUAUCUGGCCUCUGACAAAGAUGGGAAGAUCAUAUGUGGGGCAGAGAAGCCUGACCCUGAAUGCCGUUUCCUUAUCGUGCCCCAGUCUGAUGGUCGCUGGGCACUGCAAUCAGAGCCUUACCUGCGUUACUUUGGAGGCUCGGCUGACUACCUGUCCUGCUUUGCCCAAGCCAUUGGGGAACAAGAGCUGUGGGCUGUCCAUUUGGCUUUACACCCACAGGCCAGUCUGCUCAGUGUGGCACGCAAGCGCUAUGCCCAUCUGUCUGCUUCGGAUGGAGAGAUUUCAGUGGACAGCAACAUUCCCUGGGGAGUGGACUCCCUGGUUACCUUGGUAUACCUGGAUGGCAAGUACAGCCUGAAGACCUGUGACAGCCGUUUCCUCAGCAAUGAUGGCAAACUGGUGAAGGAGAACAGCAAUACUACUAGCUUCACACUGGAGCUGAAAUCUGGCAAGCUGGCCUUUAAGGACUGUGAUGGGAAAUAUCUGACCCCAGUGGGUCCCACAGGAACGCUACGAUCUGGCCGAUGCUCCAAGCCCGGAAAAGAUGAGCUGUUUGAUCUUGAGGAGAGUCAUCCACAAGUAGUUUUUCAAGCCGCCAAUAAAAGAUUUGUCUCAGUCAAGCAAGGAGUGAGUAUUUCAGCCAAUCAGGAUGUGGAGACAGACAUGGAGACCUUUCAGAUGGAGAUUGAUAAGGAGAGCAAAAAGUCUAUGUUCAGGACCAAUGGCGGAUCUUACUGGACUCUAGUGACUCACGGAGAGAUCCAGUCUACUGCCACCGAAGUAGAGGUCAACACAAUGUUUGACAUUGAGUGGCGAGGACAGAGGGUGGCACUCAAAGCAAGUAAUGGAAAGUAUGUGUGUACAAAGAAGAAUGGGCAGCUCUCAGCAGUCAGUGAUUCAGUGGGUAAGCACUCUCAGGCAAGACACAGAUUCAGUGUUUGUUUGAAAAUGACACCACAGGUACAGCUUUGUUGCCCCGUAAUAGAUGAACAGCAUUUCUCCUUCAUUGCAGGUGAUGAUGAAUUAUUCCUGAUGAAACUCAUCAACCGCCCUAUUCUGAUCCUUAGUGGAGAGAAUGGUUAUGUGUGUCACCACAAGAACUCCAACACUCUGAAUGCAAAUCGAUCUGUCUAUGACAUUUUCUCAUUGAUCUUCAAUGACGGCGCCUACAAUAUAAAAAGCGUGAAUGGAAAGUUCUGGUACGUCUCUAGCAGUGGUCUAGUGUGCUCAGAUGGAGAAAAGCCAGAGGACUUUUUCCUUGAGUUCCUGGAACAUGGACGGGUCGCCAUCAAGGGGUCCAAUGGCAAAUACCUUCGUGGAGACCAGGGAGGUACGCUUAUGGGCGAUGGCACAAGCGUUGAUGGAUCUUCUCUUUGGGAGUACUGAUCCCUUUCAAUCAGGGUCCUCAAAGAGGAAGCAAGAAGGCAGGGUGGAGGACCUGCUUAUAUCAGGGUCAAAUGAAGCGGACUGACCGGGUAACAUUUUCCUGCCUGUUUUUAUACUAGCUGCUAGGUGCCCGAUACUAUGUUUUGUCUUUUGUUUUUUUUAAUUGGGAAAAAGUGAACACUAGGAAGGUGUGUUUUUUCUUUUAAAUGUUAAUUGUUUUGUCUUUCAAAUGAGAAUGCCAACAUCAAACAACACAUACUGUAAGAAAAUGUUGAAAUUCACAAAUACGGAUUAAGAGAGUGGCUGUCCCUAUUCUUUCAGACACGCUUAGUUCAAUAUAGGCACAGUGACAACCAAACAUCUUUGAGGGCAGCCACACUGAUCAGUCAAUGAACAGUGAGAAAUUGAAUAGAGUCCCACCGUUUUCUUUUUUGCCUACUUAGUAAGCAUGACCAUGAAUAGCAAGACAAGGCUUCUGUUGCUGCCAAAUUCCACUGGCUAAAUUGACUAAAUAGCUCCAAAAGCUGAAAAGAUCUCUGCCAAUUUGUCUCUCUGUCGAAACACAUACAAAUCUGGCAGUGAAGUCUUCAACAACGUUCACACACUCUCACUGCAAAUCAAUGAAAAACAGACAAUGACAAUGAUGGAUCAGUGCGGCUGCAUCCUUUGGUUUAUUUAAAAAAACAAACAAAAAAACAACAUAAUUGGGUUUAGAUGACUAGAAUGUAGUCAACUAUGUUUAUCUGGAUCUUAGUUCUGAAACAAUCCCACUAUGUUUGUUUACGAUACUUGAUUUCAAUACUUUGAAAUGUUCUGUAGUCACUGAUGUCAUGCUAAGCACUGAGGUAAUGCACCAUUGUCUUUCAUAAGACAUGAACGGCUGGUGCCAACUGCGUUUUCAUUUAUCGUAAUGGACCAUGCACAGCUUCCAUAAAAGCACAAUAUGAAGCAAAUGGAGUGGACCAGAGCAUAUAGACUGCACUGUCUCAGGCACCUCUGCAAUGCUGAGCAAUGUAUAUCCAAAGAGGACUUAGUUCAGCAUCACUGCAAACAAUGAAACAUUUUUUGACAUAGACGUGUAACACAUAUAGCGUUACAGAGAUCAGACAUGUUCAGGAACAAAGAAUAUCAACAGAAAUGUCAUAUCCAUAUCAGGGACACGCUAGACACCAAAGGGGGAGCACACUGAAAGCAUUUGAUCGGACUAUACAUCAUUUUUAAUGUACCAGGUGUUAACUCAGAAAGUGCUUCUCUGGUGUUCUGCCUAGGGGCCUUAAACCAUACUGCACUCUAUAUCCCUUUAUACCCUGUUCUCUUGCUCAGAGUUGGGUGGUAAGAUUAGAAAAUAUAAUGGAUUUAGAUAUAUAUAUAGAUAUAGAUAUAUUUGAACAGAUUACUCACUGGAAUACUUGUAAGUAGAAUAAGAAAACUCAUUAGGCCAUUACAACAGUGAUGUUCUGUAAAAGAUCAUGAACAUGCAAAUGCAUUUAAAUAUAAAUCUUAAUAUAAUGCUUGUUUUCCAACUAUUUUCCCACAGUGAGAUAAGAGGAUGCCAUAAAUUUCAUUUGUGAAAUGCAUGCUAUGUGCACUCCCUUUGCCCAGUUGUUGUUGGUCGAACCCAGCUCCAUUGUAUCAGCAAACUGCUCCUUCAGACAGCUUUGGAGUUGUUAAAAAACAUGUUACAGAGCUGGGCUAUCUGCCUUCCCUCUGCCUUCAGUCAUUGAGCCACUAAGGCCAAGAACGUCCCACUGAAACUGAUAUAAAUCUUCUCAUCUAACUCUGGCUGUGACAGGAAACAACUGCAUUUCAGUGUAUGUGAGCUGUGAGUAUUUCUCUAAGUAACCUGCAGUAACAGUGCUUUUGUAAAAUGUGAUCAGUAGCCUCUAGUAUACCCUUAGGCAGCACAGCCCCUUUAAUGGGGAACAUUGUAAUGAUUACAGACUCCUGACACCCAUCAAAUUCCUAAGGGCACAAGCUUCCCAGAAUUUAUUGGCCCAGAUGUUGGUGUGCAGCAAAGAGGAGAACCUGUACCUGAACCUGUAUACAACUUAUCGUGUAGACUUUUGCCAGUCAUUUCCCGUGGAGAAAUAAAAUCAGCAGUAGUUCAAGCGUAAUGUCUAAACCAAUGGUUUUGUAAUGUGUGCAUUUUGCAGUUAACAGAGAAACAUUUUAGAAAGCAAGGUAUAAAAGGCUUGUUAACCUAUACAUCCUGUAUCAGCUCUAUAGAGAGCCUCCAGCCAUAUUUUAGAAUGUAUUUAAUAUAUAUAGAUGUUUUACUAUCUUUGUUUUCUGAUAUGAUUUUUGAAAAUGUUGAUGACAAUAAAAACUAUGAAAAUAGGAAAUUUGUGAUUCAGUAGUUCAAAUAGACAAUAGGGUUGGUGGUUGUAACCCUGGCUCCUACUUCUGAGUCUCCGCUCAUGUCAAGUCUCCUUGAGAGAAACACUAAACCCCAAAUUAUAAUGCAAAUGGAGCAGAGAAAGAAAAAAGAAUUGCUGCCACUAAUGGCACUAUUGUGCAUCACUAGAAACCACUAUCUGUCCAGUUUUAAUGUACAAUUCACAAGUUGUGCAAUUUGCAGAUGAUUUGUUAAUGUUCAUUUGCAAUUUUCUGUUGUGUUUUCAGUAAUAUUUGUUCAAGUGGACUGAAGUUGCAUAUCACAUGACAUUAUUAAGCUAUGUUUAAGUCAAAAAAGAUUAUAAGUGCAGUUGCAAGAACAGAACUUUCCACCUGUAUCUUAGGGUGUUUGAUUUGAAAGAGAACUUACUCAAAUCAUAAAAUAACUAUUUUGAUUUAA